AUGCAAUACCAGAUUCUGAACGUUGGCAUGCUUUUAGCCCUUGCUGCUGCAACCCUCCCACCGACGGUUUACCGGGGUGACGCUCGCAGUCCCGAUACAAUUAGGGCCGACGGCGGUUUCCUCCCGCGCGGCGGCUCGUUUGGUGAAGCCAAGGAUUCUUCUAUGAGCUAUGACCAACACGUCAAAAUGGAGCCUGGCAAGCCAGGAUAUAACCAGGACCCAUUUAUUUCGACCUCCAAGGAUUACAAUUGGAUUGUUGGAUAUUUUGGAAGGCAUUUUAAGGGCAGGGAUGUGUGGAUUUAUCACAUUAAGACUGCGGGCUUAAAGAAUGCUAUCGAUAUUAACCAGGCCUACAUCCAAGACGGCAUUGAAAACAAUCACGCCAUCGAAGAAGAAGUUGCGGUGAAAGAUAUUAUCCCUUGGUCCCAGAUUGUCAAGUGGGAUAAGUACAGGAUUAGCGCCGACGGGUCGCAGAAGACCAAGCUCAGCUAA
Molecule: messenger RNA, 492 nt
Organism: Pyricularia oryzae 70-15
Lineage: Eukaryota; Fungi; Ascomycota; Sordariomycetes; Magnaporthales; Pyriculariaceae
Exons: 1
Coding region: 1-492 (163 amino acids)
Molecular function (GO): toxin activity
Source: RefSeq, a predicted model, not a curated record